AGGAAAAGCGCAAGAGCCAACAACAGAUGAAGAUAACAGCCGGCGAGUGGCUACGGAUGCUCUAAAACCAGAGCACUGUCCAUUCCCGAUACAUGAUCCUAUAGGCUGAGACGAUGAGCAGCGCCGGCAGGCGGCGGCGGACCACGAGCUCCAUAACCCCGUCCCCGACCUCCUCUUCGUCUUCCGGCAACCAAGAAUCGCGGCCCUCCCAGUUACCCCAGUGGAAGUUCUCCCAGGUCCUCGGCGAGCUGCCGGCGCCCGCCGCCGGGGGGCACCGCAACGGCCCGGCCGCACUCCAAGAUGACGCGGACGAAAUCUCGGCCAUCGAGUUCGACGGCCGCGGCGAGUACCUGGCCGCCGGUGACCACGCCGGGCGCGUCAUCCUCUUCCGAAGGACCGACGACGACGACGCGCCCCCGCAGGCGUGGCCUCGUGCCGAGCUGGAGCGCACGGACUACGCCGUGGCGCCGCCGCCGAGGUACAGCUUCGCGAUGGAGUUCCAGAGCCACGAGCCGGAGUUUGACGUGCUGCACAGCCUGGAGAUCGGCGAGAAGAUCAAGAAGGUGAGGUGGUGCGCGCGGCCGAACCACCGCUCCCUGUGCAUGCUCUCCGCGAACGACCGCACCGUCAAGCUCUGGAAGGUCUCGGAACGCAAGGCGCCGAAGAAAGGGGACGGCGAGCGGCGCCGGAGCACCUCGGCGUUGCCUCUGCAAGAACCGCACUCUGAAUGGGCGGCCACGAAACACAGGGGUUCGUCUGCAGAUUCCUCUGAGCUAAUUGAAAAGAUAGGUGAUGUCGGAGAUGGGUACUCUGCAAAGUGCCGGAGAGUCUUCGAUCGUGCUCACGAGUUCAACAUCAACUCCAUCUCGAAUAACUGUGACGGGGAGACGUUCGUGUCCGCGGACGACCUGAGGAUCAAUCUGUGGCACCUGGAGGUGACGAGCCAGUGCUUUAACAUCGUCGACAAGAAGCCCGCGGACAUGGAGGAUCUCGUAGAGGUGAUCACCACGGCCGAGUUCCACCCGUCGUCCUGCAGCCUGCUGGGCUACGGCAGCUCCAGCGGCCUCGUCCGUCUGGUCGACCUGCGGCGGUCGGCGCUGUGCGACCAGAGCGUCAGAACAUUCAAGGAUCGCCAGAGCCGACCUCAGCCCAGCACAUUUUUCACCGAGAUAAUCUCUUGCACCACCGAUCUGAAGUUCACUGGCGAGGGAAGAUGCCUUCUAACUCGAGACUACAUGAACCUCAAGCUCUGGGACUUGCGGGUGGAGACCUCACCCAUCGCCACAUACAAGGUGCACGAGUUCCUUCGCCCAAAGCUGUCAGAGUUAUACACCGAGGACUACAUUUUUGACCGGUUCAGCUGCUGCGCCAGCAAGGACGGGAGCUACUUCGCCACUGGAUCUUACAGUAAUACGUUCAAAGUUUUCUCCCGUACUGCUGCGCAGACCUCUGGCACUACGUUGGAAGCUAGCACCAACCCUUACAGGGUACAAUCACAUGCUCCUACAAAGAUUCCGGUGCUCUUCAGCAGUUUCUCUCUUGGAGUUGGUAGAAAAGGUCAGGAUGGUCCGAGGUCAGACGGCAAGGAGGAAAUGCCAUGCAACAUGGCAUCAAGGGUCACACAUAUAGCGUGGCACCCGAUGGAAAACUUCAUCGUUUGUGCAGCCAAUAACAGCUUGUACAUGUACCAUAGAUAAGCACACUAAUGUCAUAUUCCCUCCGUCCCAAAUUGACUUUUCUAUGUAUAUGACUUUUGCUACGUAUCUAGAUAUAUUAUGUACCAUCUAGGUGCAUAACAAAUCUAGGUGCAUAACAAAAGCUAUAAAUCUAAAAAACCCAAACGAAUAGUAAUUUGGGACAGAGGGAAUAUUUAUUACAGAGCAAAUUGCAGAGUAGCAUUCAUAACUGUUCGUGCCCAGAAAAGGAGAUGCGUUGCCACGUUACAGUGCGUGUUUUGAGCACAAUAACUGAAUGUACAUUGUUCAAGAUCUCCCAGCAAAUCAGAGAAAGGAAAAGACGCUCCUACAAUUAA
This is a messenger RNA of Setaria italica (foxtail millet), 2032 nucleotides long. Its product is annotated as serine/threonine protein phosphatase 2A 55 kDa regulatory subunit B beta isoform. Gene Ontology annotation, cellular component: protein phosphatase type 2A complex; cytosol. The transcript is spliced from 13 exons. Gene Ontology annotation, molecular function: protein phosphatase regulator activity; protein binding. Gene Ontology annotation, biological process: peptidyl-serine dephosphorylation. Lineage: Eukaryota; Viridiplantae; Streptophyta; Magnoliopsida; Poales; Poaceae. The record is from RefSeq and is a predicted model, not a curated record. Bases 114 to 1697 code for a protein of 527 amino acids.